AUGAAGGCAAGAGGAGACGAGGAGCAGCUCAACAAGUUGUGGGGCAGUCUCAGCGUCCCAGGUUGGCAUGACGGCAGCCACCCCGAAUCCCUCGACGACCUGGACCUCCUCCCGUGGGAGUCGCCUGGGCAGCCGAUGACCGAGACUUCCCUGCUGUCGUCAGCAGACAUCGACUGUCUUGCUGACGACCUGCUGCCCACGAUGCGAUUCCUCAUGGAAGCAUCGGAUGUGUCAGGCAGCAGCGCAUUUCCAGCCAGCUGGGCAGCUGACAGCGCAGAGAGCUCCCCAAUCUCAUUUCUCAAUGCUACGAUCCUCCUUGACCAGCCCCAGCCAGAAAACCAGCCUGCCAGCAGGAGCCAGCACCCUCUCCGCAGUUCUCCUGCAGCCACUUGCACACAGCUCAUCCCCGAGACAAGCCCGGCACCCUUGCCGGGCGGGACGCCGAUGAUUCCAAUCGCAGUGGAGACUCCCAGGCGCGAAUGCGAAUUGCCGGCCGCAGCCAUGCGCAGCACAGGUUACACACUACUCUGCCGGCCAGCCGACGUGGGCAUGCCGCCAAUCCCAUCCCAGCUGCCCCGGCAGUGCUGCUUGGACACCGGAGAGAUGGGCGCCCAGCUGGACGCGGCCGCCCUGGCUGUCUGGGAGUCCUGCACUGGGGGCGGCUUUGACACGUACAACACACCGCAGGACCCAGCGCGCGACUGUAGUGCCGAGCGCAUGGGCAGCACUGCCAGCGAUGACAGUUUCACCUUCACAGUGGCACUGGCGCCUGCCGCGCCGGCCGGAGCCGCUGCAGCCGCAUGGGCCUCUUUCGACACGUGCGCCGCCGAUUUGGCGCCGGCUGCGGUCGGCAGCGCCGGGGCGCAGAUCGCGCUGGAGGUCUCCCCUGCCGGCUGGCAGGUCAGGCGCCCCGCGUCACGCCCCCUGACGGCCGCCACGGCCGGCCGCCGCCGGCCGCACGCCCUGAGCGACCCGGACUAUUUCCCGGGCGCUGCGGCGGCGGCUGCGCCGCAGCGGGCGCUGCGGGCCGGCGCGCCGGCGCAGGCUCGCAUCGCGCGCACGCGCGGCGUUGCGGCGGCUCCGGCGGCGGCCGCUCCGGCGGCUGGCCGGCGCACUGCGGCAGAGAAGAACCGGGAUGUACAGCGGGAGUAUUUGCAGAGGAAGCAGGCGAGGACGGAGGCAGUGCAUGCGCAAGUUGGCGAUCUUGAGGCGCGCAGAGCAGAGCUGCUGGCUCAGUUGGGCCCGCUGCUGACGCGGCACGAGCAGCUGACUAGGAGUCUGCCCUGGCACAAGCAGCAGGAGGAGUGGGGCUUCAUGGCGGAGAUUGCCAGCUGUGCGCCAGGUGGCGCUGACUCAGCAUGCCCGCCUGAUCUGGCGCCAGCUGCAGACCCCAUCCAGAGCAUGAUGCUGGAGCCAGAUGCAACUGUGGAACAGCUGUAUGCUUCGGCAGGCCUGCAAAGCAGCAUAAAGGAUGAGGCAGCCCCAUUCAAGCCACUUUGCCUGGCACCUGCCCCUAAGGAUGCCGCCAAGUUUGAUUCAGCCCCCUGGCAGCGCCUUGUGGCGCGGCUGCGGCUGACCAAAACACAAAGGGAGGGGAUCGCGGCAGGCUAUAACAACCACAUCCAGUCAGAGGCGUUCCUGCAAGAGGACUGCCUGGGCAUCGCUGCAAAGCUGCAGAAGCUGCCAAAGGUGGUGGGAGAAUUGAGCAGUUCUCUGCAGCCAAAUCUGGUGACGCACCUCAUGGGCUGCCAGCUGGCGGGCAUUUCCAAAAGAGGCGACGAGCUGACUCAGCGGCUGACGCGCACUUGCUUCCAGGUAUUCAACAAGGCGCAGAUGGACAUUCUGCGCGAGUUGAUUUUCACCAUUCCUCUCGACAUGCGCGCAUUGUGCCGGGAGAUCGCAACUGCCGGGCUGAGCAAGGGGCGCGCAAGAUCUGGCGUCACCUCAGCGCUGACUAACCCGCCCAAGAAGAGGCCUGCGGUGAGGGCGCCAGAGGCAGGACAGGAUGACAUCAGCGCUGAUGUGGCGCGUGACAUUAGUCACAGAAACACCUCUGACUCUGUCCCUCGAAAACGCCGUUUGGCCGGCCCCUCACCCUCACAGGGUGGACCCACUCGCAGGCGGCGCACAGCCGGGGCCGCUGCCGUGGCGAUGUCAGGUCGUGCGGCCAAAUCAGGCGACAAUGCUGAUGCCAGCAUGGGUGCAGCUGCUGCGCAGCUUCCAAAAACCGGCCGUCAGCGGAAAUGA
This is a messenger RNA of Coccomyxa subellipsoidea C-169, 2247 nucleotides long. RefSeq lists its product as hypothetical. The coding region runs from base 1 to 2247 and encodes 748 amino acids. NCBI's taxonomy places the organism in Eukaryota, Viridiplantae, Chlorophyta, Trebouxiophyceae, Coccomyxaceae. The transcript is spliced from 10 exons. The record is from RefSeq and is a predicted model, not a curated record.